Molecule: messenger RNA, 4767 nt
Organism: Saccharomyces eubayanus
Lineage: Eukaryota; Fungi; Ascomycota; Saccharomycetes; Saccharomycetales; Saccharomycetaceae
Gene: ARO1
Product: pentafunctional protein ARO1p
Exons: 1
Coding region: 1-4767 (1588 amino acids)
Biological process (GO): chorismate biosynthetic process; aromatic amino acid biosynthetic process
Cellular component (GO): cytoplasm
Molecular function (GO): 3-dehydroquinate synthase activity; 3-phosphoshikimate 1-carboxyvinyltransferase activity; 3-dehydroquinate dehydratase activity
Source: RefSeq, a predicted model, not a curated record
AUGGUGGAAUUAGCUAGAGUUCCAAUUUUAGGGAAUGAUAUUAUCCACGUUGGGUAUAAUAUUCAUGACCAUUUGGUUGAAACUAUAAUUAAACAUUGUCCCUCUUCAACUUACGUGAUCUGCAAUGAUACAAAUUUGAGUAAAGUUCCAUACUACCAACAAUUAGUCCUGGAAUUCAAAGCCGCUUUACCAGAAGGCUCUCGUUUACUUACUUACGUUGUCAAGCCAGGUGAAACAAGUAAGAGUAGGGAGACCAAGGCACAACUAGAAGACUACCUAUUGGUAGAAGGAUGCACUCGUGAUACCGUAAUGAUAGCCAUUGGUGGUGGUGUUAUUGGUGACAUGAUUGGGUUCGUUGCUUCCACUUUUAUGAGAGGUGUCCGCGUCGUCCAGAUACCAACAUCCUUAUUAGCAAUGGUCGAUUCCUCAAUCGGUGGUAAAACUGCCAUUGACACUCCAUUGGGUAAGAACUUUGUUGGUGCAUUCUGGCAACCAAAAUUUGUCCUUGUAGAUAUAAAAUGGUUAGAAACAUUGGCGAAGAGGGAAUUCAUCAAUGGGAUGGCAGAAGUCAUCAAGACAGCUUGUAUUUGGAAUGCUGCCGAAUUUACCAGGUUAGAAUCAAACGCUUCAGUAUUCUUGAAUGUUGUUAAUGGGGCCAAAAAUAUCAAAGUUACCAAUCAAUUGACAAACGAAAUCGAUGAGAUAUCGAACACUGAUAUAGAAGCAAUGUUAGAUCACACUUACAAGUUGGUUCUUGAAAGUAUCAAGGUUAAAGCAGAGGUGGUUUCUUCAGAUGAACGUGAAUCCAGUUUAAGAAACCUUCUGAAUUUUGGCCAUUCUAUUGGUCAUGCUUAUGAAGCUAUCUUAACCCCUCAAGCAUUACACGGAGAAUGUGUAUCCAUUGGUAUGGUCAAAGAGGCAGAGCUAUCCCGUUAUUUUGAUAUUCUUUCCCCUACUCAAGUCGCUCGUCUGUCCAAAAUUUUGGUCGCGUACGGUUUACCUGUCUCGCCUGAUGAGAAAUGGUUCAAAGAGUUAACUUUACAUAAGAAAACACCACUGGACACCUUGUUGAAGAAAAUGAGUAUCGAUAAGAAGAACGAAGGCUCCAAAAAGAAAGUGGUCAUCUUGGAAAGUAUCGGCAAAUGUUUCGGUGAUUCAGCUCAAUUUGUAAGCGAUGAAGACUUGAGAUUCAUUCUAACAGACGAAACUCUUGUGUACCCCUUUAAGGACAUUCCUGCCAAUCAAGAAAAAGUUGUCAUUCCUCCCGGUUCUAAAUCUAUUUCAAACCGUGCCUUGAUCCUUGCUGCCUUGGGUCAGGGCCCUUGCAAAAUCAAGAAUCUAUUACAUUCUGAUGACACGAAACAUAUGCUAACUGCUGUUCAUGAAUUGAAGGGUGCCACAAUAUCAUGGGAAGAUAAUGGUGAAACAGUAGUUGUGGAAGGCCAUGGUGGAUCCACAUUAUCAGCAUGUGCUGAUCCGUUAUAUCUAGGUAAUGCAGGUACCGCAUCAAGGUUUUUGACUUCUUUAGCUGCCUUGGUCAACUCUACUCCAAAUCAAAAGUAUGUCGUUUUGACUGGUAAUGCAAGAAUGCAACAAAGACCUAUCGCUCCUUUAGUUGAUUCCUUACGUGCUAACGGUACUAAAAUCGACUACCUGAAUAGCGAAGGUUCUCUCCCAAUCAAGGUGUACACUGAUUCAGUUUUCCAAGGUGGCAGAAUCGAAUUGGCCGCUACAGUUUCCUCUCAAUAUGUGUCCUCUAUUUUAAUGUGCGCUCCAUAUGCUAAAGAGCCUGUCACUUUGGCUCUUGUCGGUGGUAAACCGAUCUCUAAGUUGUAUGUCGAAAUGACGAUCAAGAUGAUGGAAAAAUUCGGUAUCAAUGUUGAAGCUUCCACAACCGAACCUUACACUUAUUAUAUUCCUAAGGGCCAUUAUGUGAAUCCGUCAGAAUAUGUGAUUGAAAGUGACGCCUCUAGUGCUACUUAUCCACUAGCCUUUGCUGCAAUGACUGGCACCACCGUUACAGUUCCAAACAUCGGUUUCGAAUCAUUACAGGGUGAUGCCAGAUUUGCAAGAGAUGUCUUGAAACCAAUGGGCUGUAAAGUUACUCAAACUGCAACAUCAACAACAGUUUCAGGUCCUCCAAAAGGUACUUUAAAGCCGCUGAAACAUGUUGAUAUGGAGCCAAUGACUGAUGCCUUUUUAACUGCUUGCGUUGUCGCUGCUGUGUCGCACGAUGACGAUCCAAAGUCAUCUAAUACUACUACCAUUGAAGGCAUUGCAAAUCAACGUGUCAAAGAAUGUAAUAGAAUUUUGGCCAUGGCCACUGAACUCGCUAAAUUUGGUGUUAAGACUACUGAAUUACCAGAUGGUAUACAGGUGCACGGUCUAAAUUCCAUAAAUGACUUGAAAGUUCCUUCAGAUUCUACUGGACCUGUCGGUGUAUGCACAUAUGAUGAUCAUCGUGUUGCCAUGAGUUUUUCACUUCUUGCAGGUAUGGUGAAUUCUCAAAACAAGUGUGACGAAGCUGUURAACCUGUUAGAAUACUUGAAAGACACUGUACCGGUAAGACUUGGCCAGGCUGGUGGGAUGUUCUGCAUUCCGAAUUGGGUGCUAAAUUGGAUGGUGCAGAGCCAUUAGAGUACUCUUCAAAAAAAAAUUCGAAGAAAAGUGUUGUCAUUAUUGGUAUGAGAGCAGCAGGCAAGACUACCAUUAGCAAAUGGUGUGCUGCAGCCUUGGGCUACAAGUUAGUCGAUUUGGAUGAGUUAUUUGAACAGCAACAUGGUAACCAAACCGUUAAGCAAUUUGUUGUGGAUAAUGGUUGGGAAAAAUUCCGUGAAGAAGAAACAAGGAUUUUUGAAGAAGUUAUCCAAAACUACGGUGACGACGGGUAUGUUUUUUCAACUGGCGGCGGCAUUGUCGAAAGUCCGGAGUCUAGAAAAGCCUUGAAUAACUUUGCUUCAUCAGGUGGCUAUGUUUUACACUUACAUAGGGAUAUCGAGGAAACGAUUAUUUUCUUACAAAGCGACCCUUCAAGACCUGCUUACGUCGAAGAGAUUCGUGAAGUUUGGAACAGAAGAGAAGUCUGGUAUAAAGAGUGCUCCAAUUUCUCUUUUUUUGCCCCACAUUGCUCAGAAGAAGCCGAAUUUCAAGCUUUAAGAAGAUCUUUUGGCAAAUACAUUGCCACGAUUACAGGGACAAGAGAAGUAAAGAUUCCAUGUAAAAGAUCCGCUUUCGUGUGCUUGACCUUUGAAGAUUUGACUGAACAAGCCGAGAAACUGACCCCGAUCUGCUACGGUUGUGAGGCUGUGGAGGUCAGGGUAGAUCAUUUGGCUAAUUAUUCUGUUGAUUUUGUUAGUAAGCAAUUGUCUAUAUUGCGUAAAGCUACUGAAAGUAUUCCUAUUAUCUUUACAGUACGUACUAAAAAGCAAGGUGGCAACUUUCCAGAUGAAGAAUUUAAGAGUUUGAGGGAAUUAUAUGACAUUGCUUUGAAGAACGGUGUUGAAUUCAUUGACCUAGAGCUAACUUUACCCACUGCUAUUCAAUAUGAAGUCAUCAAUAAAAGAGGCAAUACCAAGAUUAUUGGGUCUCAUCAUGACUUCCAAGGAUUAUAUUCAUGGGACGAUGCUGAGUGGGAAAACAGAUUCAAUCAAGCCUUGACUCUUGACGUGGAUAUUGUAAAAUUUGUUGGUACUGCUAAUAGUUUUGAAGACAACUUAAGAUUAGAAAGGUUCAGGGAUGCGCACAAGACUAAACCCUUGAUUGCAGUAAAUAUGACUGCCAAAGGCAGUAUCUCUCGCGUUUUGAAUAAUAUUUUGACGCCUGUGACAUCUGAUUUACUACCUAACGCUGCUGCUCCUGGUCAAUUGACAGUAGCACAAAUCAACAAGCUCUACACGUCUAUGGGUGGUAUUGAACCUAGAGAACUAUUUGUUGUUGGAAAACCAAUUGGGCAUUCUAGAUCGCCAAUUUUGCAUAACACUGGUUAUGAAAUUUUGGGCUUGCCCCACACUUUUGAUAAAUUCGAGACUGACUCAGCAGAAUUAGUUAAGGAAAAACUUUUGGACGGAAACAAAAAUCUAGGUGGGGCCGCAGUUACCAUUCCUUUGAAACUAGAUAUUAUGAAAUACAUGGAUGAAUUGACUGACGCCGCUAAAGUCAUUGGUGCCGUAAAUACCGUUAUACCGUUAGGCAACAAGAAGUUUAGAGGUGACAACACUGACUGGCUAGGUAUUCGCAAUGCCUUGGUCAGCAAUGGUGUUCCCGAAUCCGUUGGAAAUACAGCUGGUUUAGUUAUUGGUGCAGGUGGAACUUCCAGAGCUGCUCUUUACGCUUUACACAGUUUGGGAUGUAAAAAUAUCUACAUUAUUAACAGAACAACCUCAAAACUAAAACCAUUAAUAGAAUCCCUACCAUCUGAGUUCAACAUCACUGGCAUAGAAACCGCGGAAUCUAUUGAAGAAAUCAAGGAACACGUUGGCGUUGCUGUCAGUUGUGUACCCGCAGAUAAACCAUUGGAUAAUGAACUGUUGAGCAAAUUGGAGAGAUUCCUUGUAAAGGGUGCUCACGCUGCAUUCGUGCCAACCUUGUUAGAAGCUGCUUACAAGCCAAGCGUCACUCCUGUCAUGACAAUAUCGCAGGACAAAUACCAAUGGCACGUUGUCCCUGGUGCACAAAUGCUAGUUCACCAAGGUGUUGCGCAGUUUGAAAAAUGGACAGGAUUUAAGGCUCCAUUCAAAGCCAUUUUCGAUGCCGUUACGAGAGAGUAA